ACGGCCCGGCAGCCUGCGCGGCCUGCCCGCUGCGCCGCUCCGGCUGCUGCGUGCGGCGUGUUGGCGCUGCGUGGCUCCCCGUUUCGCUUUGAAAGUCGGGGGGUGGGACUGCGGGGACUUCUGCGAGUGGAGCCGGGCUGCUGUGCUGCCUGUGCGUGGAGAGAGUGCAAGCGGGGAGUUGGUGGAACUUGGGCUGCCCCAGUGGGACGUGAAGGACCGGGACGCAGAGCGGGAGAGCGCUCAGUUCCCUCCCGGCUCCUGCAGCGCGCAGGAUCAUCGACAAGGAGAUUAAUCCCUUUGUGGACAAAUGGGAAGAAGAAGGACAGUUCCCAGCACAUAAAGUGUUUAAAACCCUGGGCCAAGCUGGAUUCCUUGGUGUGGAUAAGCCAACAGAAUAUGGUGGAAUGGGCUUGGACUUCUCCUAUAGCAUUGCAGUGGCAGAGGAGCUGGGAAGUAUCCGGUGUGGAGGUAUCCCUAUGGCUAUUGGAGUGCAAGCUGGUAUGGCCACUCCUGCGCUAACAAGAUUUGGUUCUGAUGAGUUGAAAAAACAGUUCCUCACACCAACUAUAUCUGGAGAUCUUGUGGCAUGUUUGGGAAUCAGCGAAGCUGGAGCUGGAUCAGAUGUUGCAAGUAUCAAGACAACAGCUGUGAGAAAAGGUGAUGAAUAUGUCGUAAAUGGUGGUAAGAUGUGGACUACAUCUGGGUGCCAAGCAGACUGGAUGUGCCUGCUGGCGAAUACAAGUGAAGGGCAUCCCCAUCAAAAUAAAUCUCUCAUAUGUCUGCCAAUGAAUCUACCUGGCAUUCACAUUACUAAGAAAAUAGACAAACUGGGCAUGAGGUCAUCGGACACAGCUCAGAUCUUUUUUGAAGACGUAAGAGUCCCUAGCAAAAACCUAAUUGGUGAGGAAGGAAUGGGUUUUACGUAUCAGAUGUUGCAAUUCCAAGAAGAGCGGCUGUGGGGAGUAGCCACUGUCUUGACACCACUGGAAACGAUAAUACAAGAAACCAUUGACUACACUCGCCAGCGGAAAGUGUUUGGCCAGUCCGUGCUGCAGAACCAGGUUGUACAUUUCCGCCUGGCAGAGCUGGCAACUGAAGUGGAGCUGCUUCGCUCGUUGCUGUACCGUACCAUUGGUGAGUUCCCAUGUCUGCCUCCUCAGAUGUGCUUUUUGCAAUGCAAAGAACAGUGUCAGGCUGAAGGAAUAUGGGGAGAUGGUUUCCAGACUGUGGUCAGUGACUAUGUGUAUGUAACUGUUCUUUUUUCCUUUUUAGCUCUCUACGUUGAAGGCAAUGAUGUGACCAAAUUUGCUUCCAUGGCUAAGCUAAAGGCAGGUCGCCUGGCCCGUGAAGUCACUGACAGCUGUCUCCAGUUUUGGGGAGGAAUGGGAUUCACCAGUGAGGUUCUAGUGAGCAGAUUUUACAGGGAUUUGAGACUGCUGUCAAUAGGUGGUGGUACAGAUGAAACCAUGCUUUCUAUUAUAUGCAAAUAUAUGGAAACACUUCCAAGGAAAUAACACAGCUGCACUCUUCCUCAGAAACUUAAGAAAGCAAGAUCAUGGUUAUUACUGCAUCCUGAUGGCAACAGGCAAUGUGAUCCAAAUGUGUAAGAAAUAGGAAUGGUAUUUAUAAAAUAACAGUAAAUUUUGCAGGAAAAUACUUGUCAGAGUGUUUUUGACCAAUAUCAUGAUGCACGUUCACCAGUAUCAAAUUAAUGUUAAUGCCUGCAAGAUUUUUUUCCAUUUUUAGUGAUUUACAGCUUUGAGGGCUCUGGUGAUCCAUGCUAAAGAAAUCUCAUCUUCUUCAAUCAAGGUACAGCAGUAUCUUAGAUCAUCUAUGCAACCAAAUAAGAAACGCAACUUUCACAUGGGUCCAGGAUAAUUUCAGUAGUAGAACAAUCUAAUUUCACUUAACUUUGCUUUCAAGUCACAAAUUAUUUUUUCCUUAUCCACUUGAUAUUCAUGCACCGGAACAGUGGUUUUGUUCUCAGUUCCCAGUGUCAUCCAUCUCUCUCACUUUUAGCAAGUAAACAUCAAAAUUAGUACGUUCAGCAAAACCAAGUCAAAAAUCACAAGCCCCCCAAUCCAGUCACCAUUACCUUCUCACUCUUGUGCUGCACGCUGACACAGAUGUUUGGUGGUAGGACUGGAGGCAGAUUUUUAUUUUAGAAUACUGCAAACAAUAGCUUAAUUGUACUUGAAACUUUUGGAGGCCUGAAUUUCAGUAGUAAGGUUUCACAUUUUAUGUGUAAUUAUGAAUGAAAAACAUACAAGCGUUUAACAUGAAAAUUGUAAUCAGUUAAAUGAGACUGUAAAAUGUGCAUGUCACGGUCGAGUUGAAGCAGAAGUGUAAUAAA
Phasianus colchicus (ring-necked pheasant) is the source of this 2353-nucleotide messenger RNA. The record is from RefSeq and is a predicted model, not a curated record. Lineage: Eukaryota; Metazoa; Chordata; Aves; Galliformes; Phasianidae.